Cebus imitator (Panamanian white-faced capuchin) is the source of this 4369-nucleotide messenger RNA. RefSeq names its product valyl-tRNA synthetase 1 (gene VARS1). The record is from RefSeq and is a predicted model, not a curated record. Gene Ontology annotation, molecular function: aminoacyl-tRNA deacylase activity; ATP binding; valine-tRNA ligase activity. Gene Ontology annotation, cellular component: cytosol. NCBI's taxonomy places the organism in Eukaryota, Metazoa, Chordata, Mammalia, Primates, Cebidae. The transcript has 31 exons. Gene Ontology annotation, biological process: valyl-tRNA aminoacylation. Bases 443 to 4294 code for a protein of 1283 amino acids.
CACAAGGUGCCCGUGGCAGCGCCUGACGGGAGCGUGGUGCCCACGGGCGUCCUGUAGUCUUGCGCCCGCGCCCAGAGCCCCGCGCCCGCGCUGUUCCUCGUGAGCGCGGCGGGUGGUGGGCGGCACGGUCUCCGGGACAGCGUCGGGCAAGGCGGAGCGCGCACACGCAGGCGGGGCACGGCCGCCCCCGCCAGGACCCGCGGGCCCGGAAACGCUGCCUGUCACAAAGGGGGGAACACGUGGGCGCCGGCUGCCCGGGCGGCGGUCUCAGGGAGCUAGGGUCACCCGGAGAGCCGCCCAUCUGUCUCUGCCCGCCCGACUUUUCCGCCCCGGCCGCUUGGCCGGUCCAGCCGCGGCCGGCGCCUGCCUGUGAGGUGGAUUCCCGGCCCAGUCUGACCAUCUCCCUCCAGUUUUUCCACUUCAUUCGGACACCCUCAUAACUAUGUCCAUCCUCUACGUCUCCCCUCACCCAGAUGCCUUCCCCAGCCUCCGAGCCCUCAUAGCCGCUCGCUAUGGGGAGGCUGGGGAGGGUCCCGGAUGGGGAGGAGCCCACCCCCGCAUUUGUCUCCAGCCGCCCCCUACUAGCAGGACUCCCUUUCCCCCACCCCGCCUGCCGGCCCUGGAGCAGGGGCCUGGUGGGCUCUGGGUGUGGGGCGCCACGGCUGUGGCCCAGCUGCUGUGGCCAGCAGGCCUGGGGGGCCCAGGGGGCAGCCGGGCGGCUGUUCUUGUCCAACAGUGGGUCAGUUACGCUGACACGGAGCUAAUACCAGCUGCCUGUGGGGCAGCGCUGCCAGCCCUGGGACUGCGAAACUUGGCCCAGGACCCCCAGGCUGUGCUGGGGGCCCUGGGCAGGGCCCUGAGCCCCUUAGAGGAGUGGCUUCGGCUGCAUACCUACUUGGCCGGGGAGGCCCCCACUCUGGCUGACCUGGCGGCCGUCACAGCCUUGCUGCUGCCUUUCCGAUACGUCCUAGACCCACCUGCCCGCCGGAUUUGGAAUAAUGUGACUCGCUGGUUUGUCACAUGUGUCCAGCAGCCAGAAUUCCGAGCCGUGCUGGGAGAAGUGGUUCUAUACUCAGGGGCCAGGCCUCUCUCUCAACAGCCAGAAUCACUGGCACAGGGGCCUGCGGGAGAGGAGUGGGAGGGGGAGAUCAGUAUGGGCCCUGAGGCUCCUGCUCUCCCAAAGACAGCUGCUCAGCUCAAGAAAGAGGCAAAGAAACGGGAGAAACUAGAGAAAUUCCAACAGAAGCAGAAGAUCCAACAGCAGCAGGCACCUCCAGGGGAGCAGAAGAAACCGAAACCGGAGAAGAGGGAGAAGCGGGAUCCUGGGGUCAUUACCUACGACCUCCCAACCCCACCUGGGGAAAAGAAAGAUGUCAGUGGCCCCAUGCCUGACUCCUACAGCCCUCGGUAUGUGGAAGCUGCCUGGUACCCUUGGUGGGAGCAGCAGGGCUUCUUCAAGCCAGAGUAUGGGCGUCCUAAUGUGUCAGCAGCAAAUCCUCGAGGUGUCUUCAUGAUGUGCAUCCCACCCCCCAACGUGACAGGCUCCCUGCACCUGGGCCAUGCACUCACCAACGCCAUCCAGGACUCCCUGACUCGAUGGCACCGCAUGCGUGGGGAGACCACCCUCUGGAACCCUGGCUGUGACCAUGCAGGCAUUGCCACCCAGGUGGUGGUGGAGAAGAAACUAUGGCGUGAGCAGGGGCUGAGCCGGCACCAGCUGGGCCGCGAGGCCUUUCUACAGGAGGUCUGGAAAUGGAAGGAGGAGAAAGGUGACCGGAUUUACCACCAGUUGAAAAAGCUCGGCAGCUCCUUGGACUGGGAUCGAGCCUGUUUCACCAUGGACCCUAAACUCUCAGCAGCUGUGACAGAGGCUUUUGUCCGGCUUCAUGAGGAAGGCGUCAUCUAUCGCAGUACCCGCCUUGUUAACUGGUCCUGCACACUCAACUCCGCCAUCUCUGACAUUGAGGUGGAUAAGAAGGAGCUGACGGGUCGCACCCUGCUCUCCGUGCCUGGAUACAAGGAGAAGGUGGAGUUUGGGGUCCUCGUGUCCUUUGCCUAUAAGGUCCAAGGCUCAGAUAGCGACGAGGAGGUGGUGGUGGCAACAACUCGGAUUGAGACAAUGCUGGGAGAUGUGGCUGUAGCUGUGCACCCCAAAGAUACCAGAUACCAGCACCUGAAGGGGAAGAACGUGAUCCACCCAUUCCUGUCUCGGAGCCUCCCCAUUAUCUUCGAUGAAUUUGUGGACAUGGAGUUUGGCACAGGUGCUGUGAAGAUCACCCCCGCACAUGACCAAAACGACUAUGAAGUUGGGCAGCGGCAUGGGCUGGAGGCCAUCAGCAUCAUGGACGCCCGGGGGGCCCUCAUCAACGUGCCUCCGCCUUUCCUGGGCCUGCCCAGAUUUGAGGCCAGGAAGGCGGUGCUGGUGGCGCUGAAGGAGCGGGGACUGUUCCGUGGCAUCGAGGACAACCCCAUGGUGGUGCCACUUUGCAACCGGUCGAAGGACGUAGUAGAACCUCUGCUGCGGCCGCAGUGGUACGUGCGCUGCGGGGAGAUGGCCCAGGCCGCCAGUGCCGCCGUGACUCGGGGCGACCUCCACAUCCUGCCUGAGGCCCAUCAGCGCACGUGGCAUGCCUGGAUGGACAACAUCCGGGACUGGUGCAUUUCCAGGCAGCUGUGGUGGGGCCAUCGAAUCCCAGCAUACUUCGUCACUGUCAAUGACCCAGCAGUGCCCCCUGGGGAGGACCCUGACGGGCGGUACUGGGUGAGUGGACGCAACGAGGCAGAGGCCCUGGAGAAGGCGGCCAAGGAGUUUGGAGUGUCCCCUGACAAGAUAAGUCUCCAGCAAGAUGAGGAUGUAUUGGAUACCUGGUUCUCCUCCGGCCUCUUCCCCUUUUCCAUCUUGGGCUGGCCCAACCAGUCAGAAGACCUGAGUGUGUUCUACCCCGGGACGCUGCUGGAGACCGGUCACGACAUCCUCUUCUUCUGGGUGGCCCGGAUGGUCAUGCUGGGCCUGAAGCUCACAGGCAGACUGCCCUUUAGAGAGGUCUACCUCCACGCCAUCGUGCGAGAUGCUCACGGCCGGAAGAUGAGCAAGUCUCUAGGCAAUGUCAUCGAUCCCCUGGAUGUCAUCCACGGAGUCUCCCUGCAGGGCCUCCAUGACCAGCUACUGAACAGCAACCUCGAUCCCAGCGAGGUGGAGAAGGCCAAGGAAGGGCAGAAAGCUGACUUCCCAGCGGGGAUUCCCGAGUGUGGCACCGAUGCUCUCCGGUUUGGAUUAUGCGCCUACACGUCCCAAGGUCGUGACAUCAACCUGGAUGUGAACCGGAUACUGGGUUACCGCCACUUCUGUAACAAGCUCUGGAAUGCCACCAAGUUUGCCCUCCGUGGCCUUGGGAAGGAUUUUGUGCCUUCACCCACCUCCCAGCCUGGAGGCCAUGAGAGCCUGGUGGACCGCUGGAUCCGCAGCCGCCUGACAGAGGCUGUGAGGCUCAGCAACCAAGGCUUCCAGGCCUAUGACUUCCCAGCCGUCACCACUGCCCAGUACAGCUUCUGGCUCUAUGAGCUCUGUGACGUCUACUUGGAGUGCCUCAAACCUAUACUGAAUGGGGUGGACCAGGUGGCCGCCGAGUGUGCCCGCCAGACCCUGUACACCUGCCUGGAUGUUGGCCUACGCCUGCUCUCACCUUUCAUGCCCUUUGUGACGGAAGAGCUUUUCCAGAGACUGCCCCGGAGAGCGCCGCAAGCUCCCCCUAGCCUCUGCAUUACCCCCUACCCGGAGCUCUCGGAGUGCUCCUGGAAGGACCCUGAGGCAGAGGCCGCCCUCGAGCUGGCGCUAAGCAUCACAAGAGCUGUGCGCUCUCUUCGGGCCGACUACAACCUCACCCGGAUCCGGCCUGACUGUUUCCUGGAAGUGGCGGAUGAAGCCACGGGUGUCCUGGCGUCGGCUGUGUCAGGCUACGUGCAGGCGCUGGCGAGUGCGGGUGUGGUGGCCGUCCUGGCCCUGGGGGCUCCCGCCCCACAGGGUUGCGCUGUGGCCCUGGCCUCUGAUCGCUGCUCCAUCCACCUGCAGCUUCAGGGGCUGGUGGACCCAGCGCGGGAGCUGAGCAAGCUGCAAGCCAAGCGAGUUGAGGCGCAGCGGCAGGCCCAGCGUCUGCGGGAACGCCGUGCUGCCUCAGGCUACCCUGUCAAGGUGCCCCUUGAAGUCCAGGAGGCAGAUGAAGCCAAGCUCCAACAGACGGAAGCAGAGCUCAGGAAGGUGGAUGAGGCCAUCGCCCUAUUCCAGAAGAUGCUGUGAUCCACCACCCAGCUUCACCCCUCACCCCCAGCGGCUCACCACAGGGUGGCAGCAAUAAAAUAUUUUCCCACAAAA